AUGGCCAGCUUAAUCCCAUAUCCUCUGGUGCGUGAUAUUCUUCCCAUCGAGAGGAUUCAGAGGCACUGGCAGAUUCAGAUGACGAAAGAGGCGCUGAAGAGACUCUGCCGCGAACACGACCUGUAUUCCGUGCCCGCCCUCAACGAUGUGCUCUACCUCCACUUCAAAGGCUACACGGAAAUAGAAAACCUCGAGGAAUACACGAGCCUCAAGUGCCUCUGGCUGGAGAACAACGGCUUCCGCGCCAUCACCGGCCUCCACCACCUCCGCCACCUCCGCUCCCUCCACCUCCACCACAACCUCAUUACCUCCUUGGACGGACUUCAGAACCUGCGCUCCCUCGUCACGCUCAACGUCUCCUACAAUAUGAUUUCUAGGAUCGAGCACCUCAAUGGUCUCCCCCAGCUGGAGACGUUACAGAUAAGCCACAAUCGCCUCACCACAGCAGAGGACGCGCAACAGCUGGCUGAGUGCAGUUCCCUCUCCUGUCUUGACCUUUCACACAAUAAGAUCAAUCAAGCGGAGAUUGUCCAGGUCUUGGGUGUCAUGCCAGAGCUCAGGGUGCUGCAGCUAACAGGUAACCCGGCGACCCGUGAGGUGCGACCUUACCGCAACACCCUCAUCACAACUUGCUGCAACCUGACCUACCUGGACGACCGCCCUGUCUUCCCAGUGGACAGAGCCGCUGCCGAGGCAUGGCUUGAAGGGGGAGUGGAGGCUGAGAGAGCCAUGAGAAGGCAGUGGGCAGAGCGAGAUCACCAACGUCAGAGAGACUGUGUUAACGCUGUUAUGAGGCUUCGGGAAAGGGUAUUGGCCCAGAAAGCUGCGAAGGCCGAGGGGACGUCGACAGAGCCUGAGGACAUGGGCAUUCACGUUGAGGACAACGGGGAGGAGAAGAUAUACGCUCUCACGCCAGAGGCCAAGGAAUGGGCAAAAAAGAAGAUCAAUGAAAUGAAAGAGUUAGUGGAGAUUCAAAAGGAAGAAAAGGACAAACCAACGAAGAAUGAAAACGAGGAAAACAAAGGCGAAGCAGAGGACACGGCGCAAAUCAAAGAAGAAAGAGACGAAAAUAUCCCCGAUGACGAAGGUUUUCUAAAACUUCUUGAGAAUCUAAAAGAAGAUCCAGGAAAUCUGAAUGGCGAAUUGUCUAUUGAUCCCGAGGAAUUCAGUGCCGUUGAUUCCACUAAACCUGAAAUUAAAGAAUCGGUCGAACACAAAGACAGUGAUAAAUCCCCGCGUCCUGAUGACACAGCGCUGCGUGAGGAUAAGCCAAGCGAACCUGAAGACGGCAACAGAGCUGGAACAUCAGGGAAAUGCCUCGAGAGCGAAGAAAUAACAAAUGUCGAAAUAUCUGCAAGUCACGAACAAAAGCCAACGGAAAUGGAUGUAAAUCAGGAACACAACUCUGAAGUGAAACCGACAGUUUUAGAAACUUUGCAAGAUCGAUCCUUGCAAAUAAGCUCUUCUGAUCUUGCAAUGGCGGACGACGAGUGUUCCCAGUGUUCGUCCACCUGUCGACACCAGGAGGAGGAUGACAGACUCUUGUACGCGAGUUGCCAUAAUUUCCUCAGACUCCACGGCACCAUGAGGGAAGAGCAAACAGAAGAAGAGUCUCGGCCCAUGACCACCGAAGAACUGCUAGGAGACAUCUGGCACGUCACCGAGGCUGUGGCCCAAUGCAGCCCAUCUCCUUCUCCGUUAGACCAUGAUCAAGAAUCAGACUCGGAUGGCCAGGGAUACGUCCGUCAACUCGUUUACGAUCAGAAUCAGCCACACGAGACGGAAUCUGACAUAGAAGAACUACUGGAAAACAUGGACUUCGAACCAGACUUCCAGGCGUACCGAGAAGACCAGCUAGCAGAGAGAGCUCCCUCUCCCUUCGUCGUCAGAGAAAAUGGGAUCACAGCAAGGUACCCGCAGGCCCUCAGUAUGAACGAUAUCCUUGAUGAUGAUGACGAAGACGAUUUCAACGAAGACGAUGGCAACGCCGACGACGGCGGCGACGACGACGAUGACGAUGACGACGACGACGGCGACGGCGACACUCACGGAGCGACCGGUGCGGAAGGCCCUGUUCCCGCUGGCGCUCCGAUGUUCGGCGGGAACUGGAUGGACCAGACGAGGAGGAACAUCAUGAAUGACGAGUGGGACGAAGUGGAAGAGCAGAGUGAGGAGGAAAGCGAGCGAUCGGAAGAAGCAAGCUCAGAGGGUCUCCAGGAAUCGGUCUCCCCGCUAGAGGACUCUGACGAGAGCAGAGACGAAAGUUCGCUUGAAGAAGAAACGGUCAGUUCUGUGUCCACCAAUUCCUACAAAAUCGAACAUAACAACGGUCUACUCUUCUACGAACACCCAAUUCGACAGCAAGGAAGAUUGGACAGGACAUUUGAAGGAAACACCGAAGAAAACCAGAAACGUAAAGAGUCCUCUUCUUCCUCCUCUUGCUCAAGCCUUAGUGUGUCCUCUUUGAACGAUCCCUCCAUCGUGGAGGAGAUUAUGAAAGUCCCUUGUUACAGCUCUCAAAGAGGAGAGCCAUCGGAUGUCGCUGCGAGAUCACAGCUGCCCUCAGGAUUAAGUACAUCACAAAUCGCCUCUGCAUCUGGAAUCAAGCCUUCUAAUCAUCACCCUCAAUCUCAAGAACCAACUACCGAACUCGAACCACGGACUGCCCUCUCCACCAAGCCCGGAACUUCGAGCCAAGGGAGCACGCCAGCAUUUCGCCGAGACGUACCAGACGCCAGAGCAACAAUGAGUAAUGAGUCAACCUUCCCUGUACAGACUCCGCGAAGACAAAAUCCUUCCGAAAGCCCCGAGGGAUCCGCAAGACAAGUCAGAUAUGAUCGAGAAACAUUAGCUGGAAAUGAGAGUCUGAUAUCCCCAUCGUCGUCGUCUUCUCGCCGACGCGAGACCAUCUUCAGCGCCAGGGCUGCUCUCAGAAGCUCGCACGAGGCCUUCGUCGCCGGACAUAACAUGAGAUCUCUGUUAGUCGCCACGCAGGAUAACGACGACAGCGCGACUUUAGGUACACUCCAAAUGACAACAAAUGGUGAAAGACAUCAGGUCAGAAGUCAACCAGCUCUGAUACAGGUGAUCGGAGAAGAUGAGUCAGAUUAAGCAAAAAAUAUGAACACAGGAAAGUGAAUACUGGAAACAGAGAUGGAAGCAAGCGAUAAAUAAAGGGGGGAGGCAAG
Molecule: messenger RNA, 3188 nt
Organism: Penaeus monodon (black tiger shrimp)
Lineage: Eukaryota; Metazoa; Arthropoda; Malacostraca; Decapoda; Penaeidae
Gene: dtr
Product: dynein assembly factor 1, axonemal-like
Exons: 9
Coding region: 1-3111 (1036 amino acids)
Molecular function (GO): protein binding
Source: RefSeq, a predicted model, not a curated record